Messenger RNA from Rotaria socialis, 1620 nucleotides. NCBI's taxonomy places the organism in Eukaryota, Metazoa, Rotifera, Eurotatoria, Philodinida, Philodinidae. The record is from the annotation of a GenBank genome assembly.
AUGCAUGUACAAUUUAAUAUUCCUCACAAGAAUGAAAAUAUUAAUCAUCCAUCUCGUAUGUCUACAUAUUAUUCAAACCCAACAACAACAUCCUAUAUUGAUUUACGUCCUCGUGUUAAUAGUAGAAAACCUGACCUUAAUGGUGCAGCACAACGAAAAACAUAUAAUUCUUAUCAGAAAUUUCAAGCAGGUUCAACCACUACCUUUUCUGGUUAUACAAAUAUAUCGACUUAUAAUAGAAACAACAACAUGAAUAAGAACAUUUUUACACGAAGAACAUCACAUGAAAAUAAUAACUAUACGAAAUCAUCAAAAAAUAAUUACCAAAAUAAUAAUAAUAAUAAUAGAUUUUAUUCAAAUGGCAUAAAUGUACCUUCUCUUAUGACAAUAGAUUCGUUUCAGUUACCAUCACGUCGGAAUUGUCGUACAAUUCAACAAGCUGAACAAUAUAAAAAUCGAUCAUCAAUCAAUCAAUAUUCUAUGAGAAAAUUCGACAAUAAUGAUAAACCAUUUUCAACAACAACAAAAGCAUAUAAAUUUAAUGGAUUAAUUUUAUCAGAUUCCAUGUGUCGAUACGUACGUGAAGAACAGGUGAGUUCGAAUGAAAUAAAAGUCAAUGUAUCAUUCGAAUCAGGCUGCGAUUGCAGUCGAAUGCUCGAUUAUUUAAACGACUUAAGUAUUAAUGAAAAUCAUUUAUUAAAUGUUGAUUUUAUUGUUUUUUCUUUGUGUACCAACGAUGUUGCAAACUAUGGACCAGAUAUUGCUAUUCAACGUUGUCGACAUUUAAUUGAACGAGUUAGACAAUUAUUUCCAAAUAUAGAAAGUCUAGGAUGGUUAGCAUUAUCACCACGAACUAAGCCAUCAAAAUUAUUUAAUUCCUUGGAAAUCAAUAAUAGUAACAUAAAAUUUAAUCAACUUUUACAAAACGUAGCAAAAGCAAUGAAUUUUGAAAUCAUCAAUGCUAAUCUUCAACAACAACACAUGCACAACGAUGGUUUACAUCCAUGUAUUCAGUCUGGUCGCAUUCUUAUUGAAAGAAGAAUACAUAAUUGGUUCUUAAAGCAAAAAAAUGCCUUUUCUAAUUUGGAGAAAAAUCAUACCUUGAAAUUAUAUCAAUCGAAUAAUAACAUUAUACAACAUCAACAAACAUAUACAACCAAUAAUAGAUCAACAACAGCAAUUCAUUACAAACGAAAUAAUAAUGUAAAUAAUGUAAAUGCUCAUCAUUACGUUAAUGUUCAUAAUACAAAUAAUAAUAAUAAUAAUAAUAAUGAUAAUGAUCAUAAUAAAAAUAAUGUUAAUAGUGUUCAUAUUAAAAAUAAGAAUUAUAAUGAUAAAUAUAAUAAUAAUAAUAAUAAAAGAAAUUAUAAUAUGAACGAACAAAACAAUAGAAAUAGAUUUCAAAAAACAACUAACUAUGAAAUGCAUAUGAACAUAAAUGAAUACGAUAUGCAACAUCAAUUAGAGAAGAAAUUAAAUUACUAUCAACUAAGUAAGAUACUAAUUCCUCAAUAUCCUCAUUUUUUAAGACAUAAACAAGAAUUUUUUCGGAAAAUACAAAUACCAUUGGAAUUAGAAAAUAGAAAAGACGAGAUAUUUGAUUUAAGUAAUAUACAUUAG